AUGAGCUCGCGACAAGAUCCUCGAGUCGAAAGAUUGCUAGAAAAGACGACAUUAGAAAACCUGUUCAAACUCUACUUUCAACGGAUUUAUGGAAAAGAAGAGAUACAAGAAAUGGAAAACGCGCUAAAAAACGCAUUGAAGAAGUAUGAAAAGAAAGAAGACGUUUUUCAGGUUUGUUUAUAUAUUAUUUAUAUAUUAUGUUGCAUUUUAGAAACUUUGGGAUAACAAAGAGAAUGAAGCAACCCCGUUACUCAAUGAAUGUUUGGAUUCGAUAUGCGAGGUAAGUGGUUUUUAUAACGAUUAAAUCAGUAUUUAUUAUUUUAGAAAACGUUCAAUUCGGGAAAGAGCCACACUCCGGAAAGCCUAUUAACAUUAUCAAAAUUGUUCAUCAAAGUCGGGGAUUUUCGCCUUGCUUGCGAAGUUAUUUGGUGUAGUGCGUCUAUCUCAAUUCAAGGUAAUUUUAAUUUCUUAAUAUUUAUGCAAUGUAUUCGUUUUAAGAGUUUAUCGCGGAUCGCCAGCUGAAGGUUUUGCUCCACUCGCAUAACGCCAAGAGACGCUUCGCGUCGGCGCUCUCGCGUGAUAUCGGACGUCGUUUUUCCGUGUUCGAAGUGUAAGUGUACAAAUUGUAGUCCAUUUUUCUGUGUUUUAUUUGUUUCAGGUGCCACUCCUCUUUCUAUACAAAUAGUCAUGGUGCUCUCGACGUGAAGGAUGCGUUCGGAGAUGCGACAGAAUUUAUCCAAAAGCUUCGGGAGUUGCAAAUAACUGAUGAAUUGAAGAAGGAAUUGGAGAAAAAAAACUUCAAUAUUUAG
Molecule: messenger RNA, 809 nt
Organism: Caenorhabditis sp. 36 PRJEB53466
Lineage: Eukaryota; Metazoa; Nematoda; Chromadorea; Rhabditida; Rhabditidae
Source: the annotation of a GenBank genome assembly